AUGUCAACUAUAGUGAGUCGGAAUCUUGUAUCAUAUUUCGAGCAGUCUCAACACAAAGAGACAGCAAGCCUGAAGCUGAAAGUGGCGCCUCCGUCGCCGUCGCUGUCGUCAAACACCGUGGAAUUCGGCAUGUUAGGAAGUGAUGAUAUCCCAGAAGUUAAAGAAAAUCUUGAAAUAACUGGUUGGAGUUCUCUUCAAAAUCUCUAUUCCACAAUCCCGAAGUCAGCAAAGGAAAAUGAUGCCCCAUAUAUUCAUCCCUUUGAGAAAAAGUCACCAAGUGAAAAAAUAAGCCUGGAGUUAUGUACUGAAAAUCUAGGAAGCGAAACGGGCACCGAUAUUUCUGAUUGCAGCAUUUUCUCAAACAGUUACAGCUCAAUCCAGAAUGCACCAGAAGAACCGAAGCAGGAAUCAAGAAAUCUCAAUAAAGCAGCAGCAAAUUCUUGCCGCAGUUUUCCCCCGCCGUUGACAACAAUUAGCGACCGCUCAAAUUCCCUGCAAGUCCGGCGCCACUGUGAAGGCGGCAGGCUAAUAAUCGAAGCAGUGGAAACCCAAUUUAAGCCCACUUAUCUUCAAGCAGACAGAAGCGAUGGCCGCCUCAGGCUAUGCUUUUUCCAAGAUUAUGACACAAAAUUUGACCCACAAACGACCCACGAAGAAGAAGAAAGUGAAGAACGUAACAGUGAAUUGGAAGAUGAAAUGUAUGAAAGUGACGUCAUUGAUGGAGAAGAAAUAGAAUUAGAACAAGAAGAUGAUGAUGUGAGACAUGGACAUGGACAUGGACAAGGCAUGGAUGUUGAAAUGGGAAUGGAGAAAUUUCAAAGGUUUAGUAGUAGUAAUUGGUGCAAGGAAAGUGGGCAUGGGAAUAAAGGAUUCUGUAAUUGGAAGCCUGCUCUUUGGGUCGCUAUUUCCUAA
Molecule: messenger RNA, 912 nt
Organism: Fraxinus pennsylvanica
Lineage: Eukaryota; Viridiplantae; Streptophyta; Magnoliopsida; Lamiales; Oleaceae
Source: the annotation of a GenBank genome assembly